Molecule: messenger RNA, 1734 nt
Organism: Brugia malayi
Lineage: Eukaryota; Metazoa; Nematoda; Chromadorea; Rhabditida; Onchocercidae
Gene: Bma-png-1
Exons: 10
Coding region: 1-1734 (577 amino acids)
Biological process (GO): protein deglycosylation; glycoprotein catabolic process; protein quality control for misfolded or incompletely synthesized proteins
Cellular component (GO): cytoplasm; nucleus; cytosol
Molecular function (GO): peptide-N4-(N-acetyl-beta-glucosaminyl)asparagine amidase activity
Source: RefSeq, a predicted model, not a curated record
AUGGUUGUUCGUGAGCUGCCCGAUGAUUUCACUUUCUCGCAGUUCCUUGCAGAAGCAGCUAUGAGGCUUGUUGUCAUCGACUUUUACGCCAACUGGUGUGGUCCUUGUCGUGCAAUUUCACCACAUAUAGAAAGCCUGUCUGAAAAGUAUCUACAAGUCAUUUUUAUCAAAGUCAAUGUGGAAAUAUGCAGACAAACGAGCACUCAAUUCGGAAUUAAUGCAAUGCCAACGUUUGUUUUCUUAUGUAGUGGUCGUGAAGUGGAUCGAAUGAUGGGUACAAGCGUUGAAAUGUUGGAAACGAGAAUUAUUCAACAACUUAAAGAAAGCCUUGUUGCAACAUCAAAUGAAAGAAUUUUUUUGAAAAAAUUCGUUGAAUAUUCACAACGGAUGCAAAUUUAUGAAGACGAAAUUUCACAAGCAUUAGCUAGAAGCCUUAUACCUUGCGAUAAACUGACACAGGCAAGCAAGGUGAAUGGAAGAACAAACAAAUUUGAACUUGUGAAAUCGUUAUUGAAUUGGUUCAAAACGGAUUUUUUUGUGUGGACUGAUAUUCCGAAAUGUGAAUUAUGUGGUCAGAAUGCGGAGCAGUCUAAAGAGGAAUUUUCUGCAACGGAAGAAGAACGAAAGUGGGCUGCCUAUCGGAUUGAAGUUUAUAAGUGUCGAAAAUGCGACACAAAUAUUCGUUUUCCGCGCUAUAAUAAUCCAGUCAAGUUAUUAGAAACAAGAUGUGGCAGAUGUGGUGAAUGGGCAAAUUGUUUUGCACUGUGUUCCCGAGCACUAGGUUUUGAAACACGGUGGGUUUACGAUGUUACAGAUCAUGUUUGGUGUGAAAUAUGGAUAGAGGAUCUAGACAGAUGGGUGCACUGUGAUCCAUGCGAAAAUAUAAUUGAUACUCCUUUAUUAUAUGAAAAGGGAUGGGGAAAGAACCUAAGUUAUGUUAUCGCGUUUGGUUUGGAUCAUGUACGAGAUGUUACAUGGAGAUAUACUUUUAGUCAUUUUGAAACGCUUACUAGAAGGAAUUCUUGCCGAGAAAUAGUUCUGAGAAAUUUCAUACGAAAAUUGAACGCUCGCUAUGCGAGUUUGAUGUCGGAAGAGAAGAAGAAAGAAAUGGAAAGAAGGUAUAUGAAAGAACUGGUUGAAUUCAUCAGUCCCACUAUGCAGUUGCGUGACGUUGAAGAAAAAGGAAGAACAACAGGAUUAGAAGAAUGGCGGAAACAACGAGGAGAAACUGGAAAUGGAACAUCCACUGGACGAGUGCUUGUGCCAACUGAAAAGGAAAUUCUUAGUAAAGUAUUCAGUUUGGAGUAUGAUUGUGCGAAAGAUCAAUACAGAAGGGGUGUUGAUUUAAUAAAAGGUUGGCAAAGCCUGGUCAGUAAGCAAAAAAAUGUAUAUCGAGUAGUAGACCAGAUGAAGAAUGUGGCUUAUAUUUGUUGCCAAGAAAGCAAAGCAAAUGGUGAAUUAUGCUGGUCGUUUGAUUUCGGUGUUCAUAAGAUUAAAAACAUCGAGUUUCGACUAGACGGUAUCAAAAAAGCUAAUGGCAUAAUGAAAGCAAUCAUUUGUUAUGGCGAUAUAUGUGUAAUGGUACCUCCAACUGGUGAACUGGAGUUGGAAACCAUUGAAGGUUCAAAAAUAGAUAUAAAAAUUCAUUUCUCGGGUGUGGACACACAGCUGUUCCUAAUUAAUCUUCAUUCCGUAGACUACUCCAGUUUUCGUGUCAAAGCUUUCUUCUCUUAA